AUGCAUCUCAACACCACCUACCUCACUCAUGCUCACCUCCAAAAUCUGCUGAAAGAAAAGAUGGUCCUCAUCGUCGGCACCGAUCUGGACAUUGCAACAGUCGUGGCCGUGGCUAAAUUCGGCUGCAGACCUUUCAUCGACAAAACCCGGGAUCUCAUGCGCGUUGUGGAAGAGAGUCAGGCAGUUCUGCAAGAUCAUUUAGUGCGUGGAAGCCAAAUUUAUGGUAUAUCUGUCGCCAUUGCCAGUUUAGGAUACAUGCUGACUUGGGAAUUCGGAGGUGUCAACACGGGCUUUGGAGGAAAUGCAGAUAUUCGCACCGACGACGUGCUUGGUCUUCAGCAGGCCCUGAUUCAACAUCAAAACUCGGCCAUCCUUACCACAAGAGACCUGGAAGCAGCACCCGACGGCCAUGGAGAGAUGCAUCCACAUUCCAUGCCCACCAGCUGGGUCAAGGGUGCGAUGCUAGUGCGAUGCAAUACAAACGUCCGGGGCCACUCUGCCAUCAGUUGGCGGGUGGUCAACAGACUCACUGAAUUCCUUCAAAGAGAUUUGACCCCGAUCGUCCCGCUGAGAGGGUCUAUUUCGGCGUCUGGCGAUCUCAUGCCUCUCUCAUACAUUGCCGGAAUGUUGCAGGGAAACCCGGACAUACAUGUGAGAAUGGGUCGAGGGUCUGAAGUCAGGGUGAUAAAUUCAGAACAAGCCCUGAAAGAGUUACGGAACAUUCAGGUCCGAGCGGGACAAUCUGUUGACAUGGACGGAGAGGCUGACUUCUCGCCGAUUGUAUUGGGCCCGAAAGAAGGGUUGGCCUUGGUCAACGGCACUGCGCCAUCUGCCACCGUUGCAGCUUUGGCGUUGUGGGAGGCCAACCAGCUUGCGGUCCUGUCGCAGUUGAUCACCUGUCUUACAUCGGAAGUGUUGGGUGCCAACGCGGAAUGGACGCAUCCUUUCAUCGCCGCAAUUCGUCCUCAUCCUGGUCAAAUCGAGGUGGCUCAGAACCUCCGAACAUUCUUCCAUGGCUCCAAACUCGUCACUGGGCUCGAGGAGGGACCGACUGAACGAACCAGGACAGGCAUGGUGCAAGAUCGGUAUUCUGUGAGGAGCUCGCCUCAAUGGAUCGGUCCGGCGAUCGAGGACCUGUUGGCUGCGACAAAGCAGUUGACGACCGAACUCAAUUCCACCACCGAUAACCCUGUUGUCAACGUUCAAAACCAUCAAGUCCUCUGUGGAGCAAACUUCCAGGCCACUUCGGUCACCAUGGUAGCGGAGAAAACGAGGCUCUGUUUGCAACUGAUUGGCAAGAUGCUCUUCUCCCAAACCAGUGAAAUGAUCAACCCGACCCUCAACAAUGGCCUCCCGCCCAAUCUUGCUCCAGACGACCCAAGCCGGUCAUACUGUCUCAAAGGGGUCGACAUCAACAUGGCCGCAUAUCAGUCCGAACUCGCAUUCCUCGCCAACCCAAUCAGCUCACACGUCCAAUCUGCAGAGAUGCAUAAUCAAGCCAUCAAUUCCCUUGCUCUGGUCUCAGCCCGAUAUGCCAUGCAGAGCGUUGAGAUUGUGUCCAUGAUGACUGCAUCAGCCAUCUACGUGGGUCUUCAAGGAGUCGACCUUCGAGUCAUGCACAGAUCAUUCUUGGGAGAUGUCAAACCCACGGUCGAAUCCCUCCUCCGACAGCUCUUUCCAUCCAAAACACCAGAUCAUACCCUCGUCGACUUAAACGCAAGAGUGUGGGAGCAAGUCUGCAGUGCCUGGUACGCUAACGCCAGCAACGACGCCGGCGUGCGUUGCGAGAAUGUGGCAAAGGCGACGGUCGACACUUUUGUACAAGGGCUCAGUCGCUGCUAUGGUCCGCACGGUGAAGUAGAUUAUGCUUUGCUCAUCACCGCCUGGAAGCAAACACUGGAGAGUAAUAUGCUCGACGCGUUCAGGCUGUCCCGAAACACUUUCUGCGAGCACCCAACCACCGCCUCCUAUCUCGGCCGCACCACCAAGACUUUAUACAAUUUCGUACGAGGGGAGCUCGGUGUGCCGUUCUACCGCGGGCGAGCAGAUGAUCCGGGGAACCAUGACGCAGUUGGCCUUCGACAAAAGAGGACCAUUGGGUCCUGGAUCUCGAUCAUCUACGAAGCCCUUCGAAGCGGCAAGUUGGGUGAUGAGAUCUUGGACUCGGUGCGAGCAUUCACCGACCCGUCGACGGUCUGA
Molecule: messenger RNA, 2199 nt
Organism: Rhinocladiella mackenziei CBS 650.93
Lineage: Eukaryota; Fungi; Ascomycota; Eurotiomycetes; Chaetothyriales; Herpotrichiellaceae
Product: phenylalanine ammonia-lyase
Exons: 2
Coding region: 1-2199 (732 amino acids)
Biological process (GO): L-phenylalanine catabolic process
Cellular component (GO): cytoplasm
Molecular function (GO): ammonia-lyase activity
Source: RefSeq, a predicted model, not a curated record